Messenger RNA from Dimorphilus gyrociliatus, 928 nucleotides. The record is from the annotation of a GenBank genome assembly. Lineage: Eukaryota; Metazoa; Annelida; Polychaeta; Dinophilidae.
AGUUUUUUAAUACUACCGUUUCCGGUCUAAUGCUACCCAUCUAAAAAUUUUAGAAAAUUUCUCGAAAUGUCUCAAAUUAUUAAAUAAACAACAAAUGAAAAUGAUGGAUUUUAAGGAGGAAGGAAAUCGUUUUUUCCAAGCAAGGAAAUUCAAUGAUGCCGUCCAAUGUUAUACUAAAGCUAUAAUAAAAAAUCCUUCGAUGCCAACCUAUUUUACAAAUAGGGCACUAUGCUAUCUAAAAUUGAAGAACUGGGAAAAGACAUGCCUUGAUUGCAAAAGUGCUCUAGAACUGGAUGGAAACCUUGUUAAAGGGCACUUUUUCCAAGGCCAGGCUUUACUAGAGAUGAAAUUAUACGAUGAAGCUAUAGCCUGCUUAACCAGAGCUCAAGCUCUUGCUAAGGAACAAAAAUUGAAUUUCGGUGAUGAUAUAACUGCAGCUAUAAGAUUAGCUAGAAAAAGAAAAUUCCAUUCUUUAGAAGAUAAAAGAAUUCAGCAGGAAAUUGAACUCCAAACAUAUCUCAACUCUCUUAUUGCGAAAGAAUGCCAAAAAAAUAUUUUAGACAUAAACUCAGCAAAUUUAAAUGAACAAGAUAAACAAGAGCAUCGAAAUAAUAUAGAAGAAACUACCCGACUUAGACUAGAAAAAAUUAAUGAGCUCUUUGCACAAGUAGACGAUCGAAGGAGGAGAAGAGAAGUUCCAGAUUAUUUAUGUGGAAAAAUUAGCUUUGAAGUCAUGAGAGAUCCAGUGAUAACUCCAAGUGGUGUAACUUAUGAUAGAAAAGACAUUGAGGAACAUUUGCAGAGAGUGGGCCAUUUUGAUCCAGUUACCAGAACUGAUUUGACUCAGGAACAACUCAUUCCUAAUUUGGCCUUAAAAGAAGUUAUUGAUGGAUUUUUAGAAGAAAAUCCAUGGGCUGAAGACUUUUAG